Candoia aspera is the source of this 3053-nucleotide messenger RNA. It is a transcript of the gene FAM149B1, whose product is annotated as family with sequence similarity 149 member B1. NCBI's taxonomy places the organism in Eukaryota, Metazoa, Chordata, Lepidosauria, Squamata, Candoiidae. The record is from RefSeq and is a predicted model, not a curated record. Bases 106 to 1995 code for a protein of 629 amino acids. Gene Ontology annotation, biological process: cilium assembly; protein localization to cilium. The transcript is spliced from 15 exons.
GGCCGGAGAGGGAGGGGAAGGAGGGGGCGUCGCCAUGGCGGCCGGGGCCGAGCCGGCCAGCCGGCUGCGCCGACGAGGACCGAGAUGAAGCGCUGAGGCGAGAGGAUGAUCUCGCGAUACACCCGGAAGCCGGUGCCCCCCGACGCCCAGGGGAUUCGAGGACUUACAAAAAAUACCUUAGAACAUCAUCCCCUGCCAGACUCACUGGACGACAGUUACCCAUCCACUGAAAGUCAAGAAGAUAUUUCAAGUGAGCCUGAAAGUACAAAAGAGUCAAACUACCAAGUAGACAAUGGAAACUCAUGGUCUGCUUGUCAGAGCUUCACAGGCACCUCCACUGAAGACAGUUCUGUUUUUUCUUGGGGCUAUGAUGAAUUUGAUAAGGCUGCUACACGGCAAGUUCAGCAAAUAUUCAGAGACAUUGAUGAGAUCCUUUAUGAACAAAACACAUGUUUAUAUGUUGGCCUAGAAGAAGAGUGCCAGCAAUGGAUGUCAGGGUUUCCUCACCUCAGGAUUGUAGGGAAACAAGUAGUGAUACCCAACGAUGAAGGCUAUGGAUGGUAUAUUAGUUCACCAUGCAGCACUUUAACUUCAUCAGACGUGAGUCCCACGCAAGAGAAAGAUCCUAGUGAGUUUACUAUUUGGGGCAAAAAGGUUCCCCUUUCUGUUUCUCCCAUUUGUAAAGAAGAAAACUUUUCAAAAAUCUCUGAAAUGAAUUUGUUUGAGAGUGAAGAAGAGGAAGAUGGAAUGAUUAUCUCUGAAGGAAUAAUGGAGGAAUACUUAGCGUUUGACCGCAGAGAUGUGGAAGAAGAGUUGCACGAAUGGAAAAUGGGACUUUCAUCAGAAAGACGGAAAUUAGGGUUUCCUCCAAUCUCGCCAUCAUGCUGCAUGAGAGAUGCCGUUCUUUCUUUUGUAUUUGAUGAUGUGUGGAGUGAAGUCUUAGGCUAUAUGGAGCAGCUAAUCUGCAGACACUGGGAAGGUCCAACCUCAGAUGAUGAGAAGAAUGUCAUUUCUGUAGAAACAAACAGGACAGAUUCAGGAAGUCCUUUUAUGCAGUUUGAACCUUUGCCUUUGGUAUUACCUCGAAUGCCACAAACCAAGAUGCCCUCUAUCCCUUCAAAUGUGGUAAAUAUUUCUCAAGGUACAAGUGCUGGCCCACAACGUAAUUUGAAUGGCUUGAUGAUAAUUCAUGGGAUGCCUUUACAUCAAAGGAACUUGCCCUUGAUGGACAAAAUAUUAGAUAGCGAUGAAAGAUGGCUUUUGAGGCCAGGAUCCAGUUCUAUCUUGUCCACCAGAGCUCGGCCAAAUCGCCCCCUUGAGCUCAGCACCUCUUCCCUAUCCUAUUCUGCGCAGUCUGCUAGAAGGCGUAACCCACCGCCACGUACCUUGCAUCCUAUCAAUGCCAGCCAUUCUCGCUCAGGAACCCCAAGACCCAUAGAUGAAGUCAUCAGGGGAACUCGACUCUCUGCUGCAAAUGAGCAGCUGUCAUCACCUUCUCCAAUGCCAUUAAGCAGAAAUAAUCUCCUGCCUCCUAUUAGUACCAUAGAAGGGACGGAACAUGUAGCAUCUCAAAAGCAAAUGAAAUCCCGGGGAAAUGCCAACCGGGCUCGUAGUGCAGUAGCAGAUGAAAUUAACCAUCAACCAGUACAUGAGAGAUUUGUAUUACCUGAAAGUUUCUCCAGGCCCAAUACAUCACAUGCAUUUUGGCCAGAAUCACAAUAUCGUCGUUCUUGCACUGUUAUUGAUUAUGCAAAUCAGCCACGAAAUAGUAAAGGAUCUGCUGGUACAGAUCCUGCAAACGUAGGUGUAAUGGGAGCCAGUUUAGGGGUAUCUAGCUCUUCCUAUAUUAAUUCUUUCCACCACCAGCCUCUUGGUCAUUUUCUUGAUGAAGAUGAGGAGGACAAAGAAGAUCAUCCUCCACUGGUAGGUCUUCAGUCAUAUGGUUCGGUAAGAACUCACAGCGAAGCUGGAUCAAGAAGUAGACAGGGAUUGUAAACCAUCCAUCUACAAGAUGAGGGAGAAUCUACUGAAGCUUUUAAAAGCAGCAUUCAACUACAGCAAUAUCAAAUUCGUUUACAGAAGAAUUUGAAAUCUUUCUUUACAAGAGUCUUAUUUUUGUAUAACAUCUGCCAAAGACCACAUGGUUGUAUUGGAAUGUUGUGCCAGCAGAACUGUCAUGCUGUUUUAUGGAGCACUAAAUGUGUCCUGUUGACCUCCAGUAUCAUGCUGUUGAUAUGUUCUAUUGCAAAAUCUCUGGCUUAAGGAUACAGUGGCAAUACUGGUUAAGGUUCAAUGACUUGCUAGUUAUUGAUACUUAAGAGCAAUAUGUUUAGCAAUAUUAUUUAUAAUAGUAUUAAAUUUGAUUAUUGCUUGGCCUGCACUUCCAGUAGUUUCCCUGGACAGUUGAAGGUUGUCAUUGCUAGUUCACGUAUUCACAUAUUCGGAAAAAGCUGAUGUUUGAAAUGUGCCCAGGAUUAAACACAGUAUCUUUGAAUUCAUUAAUGUAUUUAAAUGCAGGAUACCAUUAUUUCCCAAUUAAAUCCAUACAUGUUUAACCAAUUUUUAUUAACUUUAACUUUGGCUAAGAUUGUAGGGAACUGCUUUAGUUGUGUAUUCUUCAACUGUACUCAAUACGUAAUGUCCCUUUUAAGUAAAUGAGAAAGUUUGGUAAAAACCUAUAAGAAACUUUUUCAACACGCAGUCAAAUCUAACCAUUUAGGGUUUUCUCAUUGGGAAGAGAUAAUACUUUCUACAUUUUGUAGGAGAGAAGACCAGUGAGGUAUGUUAUUUAGAAAUAGAGAAAGUAUAGCAACACUGAAUAUUGUGUUUAAUGUCUAACAUAAUUUUAAUGUAAUUCAACAAAGACGGACUAGUAAGAUGAACUAGUAAGUGCCAGCCAUUAACUGCUAAAGCUAUAUAUAAAGUAAAGGUAACUUUGCAUUUUCCCUGAUACCAUGUGAGAGAUGUAAAAGAGCCAAGAUAGGGAAAGAGUCUUAUUAAAUUGUAAAAUGGAGUAUCUUUUCUAUGCAAAUAAAAAUAUUUUCUAGACUGUA